UGGAAAAUCUAACUGUAAUUAUUUGGGGGAAGGAGGCAGGCAAUUGCUAACCAAGUCACCGUUGUCCCAUUUUCCCAAAUCAUGAUUCAGCUUCAACGAGCUCCCCCGACUUUACACUUCCUUCAUUUUGAUCUUUCCUCUCGCAUCCAUCCCUUCCUCUGAUUCAAUCAGAUCUUGAGAAAAUCCCUGAAAUUCACCCAUCUCGUCUGUAUCAUAUUAAUCAAUUAAUAGAAAAACCGAAAGAACAAAGAAAUGGCGGGGGCGGCAUCGGCACUAUUCCUUCUAGAUAUAAAGGGCCGCGUUCUGGUGUGGCGUGACUACCGUGGCGAUGUCUCCGCUGCACAAGCUGAACGUUUUUUUACCAAACUCAUCGAAAAAGAGGGAGAUCCGCAGUCGCAAGAUCCAGUGGUAUACGAUAAUGGAGUAACUUACAUGUUUGUACAGCACAGCAACGUCUACUUGAUGACUGCAACGAGGCAGAAUUGCAAUGCUGCCAGUCUUCUUUUCUUCCUGCACCGUGUAGUUGAUGUUUUCAAGCAUUAUUUUGAGGAGUUAGAAGAGGAAUCGCUUAGGGAUAACUUUGUUGUAGUGUACGAGUUACUUGACGAGAUUAUGGAUUUUGGCUACCCUCAAUACACAGAAGCAAAAAUACUUAGUGAAUUUAUUAAGACUGAUGCAUAUAGGAUGGAAGUAACACAGAGGCCUCCAAUGGCUGUUACAAAUGCGGUCUCUUGGCGUAGUGAAGGAAUAAACUACAAGAAGAAUGAAGUUUUUCUGGAUGUGGUUGAAAGUGUGAACAUCCUCGUCAACAGCAAUGGACAAAUAAUUAGGUCGGAUGUUGUUGGGGCAUUGAAGAUGAGAACUUAUUUGAGUGGUAUGCCUGAGUGUAAACUUGGUCUAAAUGAUAGAGUAUUGCUUGAAGCACAAGGCCGAGUGACAAAGGGAAAGGCAAUUGAUUUGGAGGAUAUAAAGUUCCAUCAGUGUGUACGUCUGGCCCGAUUUGAAAAUGACAGGACUAUAUCCUUUAUACCUCCUGAUGGGUCCUUUGAUCUCAUGACGUAUAGACUUAGUACUCAGGUAAAGCCUCUCAUCUGGGUAGAAGCUCAAGUUGAGAAACAUUCAAGAAGCCGUGUUGAGAUUAUGGUAAAGGCUAGAAGUCAGUACAAGGAGCGUAGUACUGCUACAAAUGUUGAGAUUGCGAUGCCUGUGCCUACUGAUGCUUCCAGUCCAAAUAUUCGGACAUCAAUGGGAUCUGCAGCUUAUGCACCUGAAAAUGAUGCAUUAAUGUGGAAAAUAAGAUCUUUUCCUGGUGGAAAGGAGUAUAUGUUGAGGGCCGAGUUUACUCUUCCUAGCAUAACAGAUGAAGAGGCAACUCCAGAGAGAAAAGCUCCUAUUCGUGUGAAGUUUGAAAUUCCAUAUUUUACCGUUUCUGGGAUACAGGUUCGAUAUCUGAAGAUCAUUGAAAAAAGUGGCUACCAGGCUCUUCCAUGGGUACGAUAUAUUACAAUGGCAGGCGAGUAUGAACUAAGACUUAUUUAAUGCCAGUUCCUUUAAUAUUGAGAGAUCCAGUUCACCGCAUUUUUCGAGAGUUAGAAUGGACAUAAGGAUACAAGGAAAGCGGUUGAUAAACAAAAGCCCUUGUGAAGAGCAUGAAAGAGUGGUUCCUCCUAAAAAAACAAAGCACUUUUCUGCUUCAUAUUUAUAAUGUAUGCGUUAUAAUUGUUUUAUCUAAAUUAGGUGUGAGAGUUUAUAAUCACCAACAUUUUUCCCUUAUCAAACUACAAAUCGACUACUGUGAA
This is a messenger RNA of Gossypium arboreum, 1799 nucleotides long. Its product is annotated as AP-1 complex subunit mu-2. Gene Ontology annotation, biological process: vesicle-mediated transport; intracellular protein transport. Gene Ontology annotation, cellular component: cytoplasmic vesicle; clathrin adaptor complex. The transcript is spliced from 11 exons. The record is from RefSeq and is a predicted model, not a curated record. Bases 253 to 1539 code for a protein of 428 amino acids. NCBI's taxonomy places the organism in Eukaryota, Viridiplantae, Streptophyta, Magnoliopsida, Malvales, Malvaceae.